AUGUUUGACUCUUUCCGCCAGCUAGGUCGCCUCUCACUCCCGAUAUUGUCAUGUUGGUCUACGGUGCAGGCAGUCGCAUUCCCGGCGACAGUAGAGGUGCAUUUAGUAUUUCCGCGCAACGAUACAUACGCGCCUUCAGAACUCACGCCGAUCGUUUUUGCCAUCUAUAACUCGGAGCUUGCCGGGCCCCUCGACCUGAACUUCGACUACAACAUCUGGCAGCUCUCUCAUUUGAAUGGCACCAGCGACGGCGGGUUCAUACAACUGACAAAUGUGAAUUUCACCAAUGCUAGCGACCCCUACUAUGCGUACACAACCACCAACGUAUUCAACACUACCGAAGGUGAAUGGUCCAUUGUCUGGGAUCUGAGCUCGGGGAACUGCUCAAACUCUACGUCCAUCGAUGAGAGUACGUCGUCCGGCCUUACCUACUAUAACCGAGUCAGCUACUCCCAAUUCACCACCAAGAACGGCGCGAAGCAACCUGACCUCAAUAGUGUUACUACGGCGGACGACCAGACAUGCGCCAAUAUCGUGGACAGAUACUUCACAUUCAACGUAACGGGUACUCUGCCCACAAAUCCAGACAAGCUAGACGGUCGAGCAACGUGCGCCGUUAUCGCGCCUCCAUUUCAAACGGCUCCCACAGCCACGACUUCUUGCCCACCUACGAUGGCUGCUUCGGCUGUGUCGAGCAUCUCAGCGGCUAUUACUGCCAUCGAAUGCAAGGGCUUGAACCCAGUGGUGAGCUGUCCACCUGAAAACGCAGCAGGCAAGGCAACGGGGUUCCUUGCGGGGAGGACGGCCUGGCUGAAGACGGCAGCUUUGAACUAUACCUUGCAAGGAACAGUCGACUCCGAUAACUUAUUCUGGGUGCUGUUGAGCUGUCCCCAAAUCGCCGCGCACUACCUAGAUACGGCUUUCAAAGAGCAGAAUCACUUAGGUUGGUUCAAGAGCCCGACGUCACCACGGCCGACUAUUCAUGAAGCCUAG
Messenger RNA from Annulohypoxylon truncatum, 993 nucleotides. RefSeq lists its product as uncharacterized. The record is from RefSeq and is a predicted model, not a curated record. Lineage: Eukaryota; Fungi; Ascomycota; Sordariomycetes; Xylariales; Hypoxylaceae. The transcript has 2 exons. Bases 1 to 993 code for a protein of 330 amino acids.